AAAGAGCGGAAUUCCUCUGUGUCUGUGUGCCGUGUGGAAGAGCGAGCGAGCGAUUAAACAAAUAAAUUCAUCGAGGCAAUAAAGGGGAGGAGAAACCAGGCCCAUGUUCUUGCGCUUGCGGUCGCGACCCUGUACAGAGACUCCCAUACGCCGCUAGCAUCUGCGGAGGAGAUUCAUUCUCGGCUGCGGGCGCCGUUUCAGAUCUGGGUUCCUCAGGUUUGGUGAAGUUAUUUGCAUUCUGACACAACUGAAAAAGUCGAUAGCACUUAAACUCGAAGUAUUUAGAAAUGGAAGAUAGAGUACCAACUUUCUGGGGCCCUGUCACCUCGACACAUGAUUGGUGUGAAGCAAAUUAUGUCUUCUAUCCCUAUAUUGCUGAAUUUUUUAAUACUGUCUCCAAUGUUCCCUGCAUUGUGCUAGCACUAAUUGGUCUAGUGAAUGCACUGAGGCAGCGGUUUGAGAAAAGAUUUAGUGUCCUUCACCUGUCAAAUGUGAUACUUGCCAUUGGCAGUGUGCUGUAUCACUCUACACUGCAGCGGAUGCAACAGCAAUGGGAUGAAACGCCGAUGGUGUGGGAGAUGCUCCUUUAUAUCUACAUCCUCUACUCCCCCGAUUGGCAUUAUCAGAGUACAAUGCCGACUUUUCUGUUCCUUUAUGGAGCAUUAUUUGCCAUUGCACACUCCCAAAUUCGCUUCGACAUUGGGUUCAAGGCGCACUAUGCUAUGCUCUGUCUCCUUUGCAUUCCAAGAAUGUACAAGUACUAUAUCCACACCGAAGACAAAUCUGCCAAACGCCUCGCAAAGUACUACGCGGCAACUCUUUUGCUUGCUAGUUUGUGUUGGCUAGUCGACCGCCUGUUCUGCAAUGUGGUCUCAAACUGGUACUUCAAUCCCCAGGGCCACGCUUUGUGGCACGUUCUCAUGGGUUUCAACUCGUACUUUGCAAACACAUUCCUCAUGUACUGCCGCGCCCAACAGCGUGGGUGGGACCCGAAAGUGAAGCACUUGAUUGGUUUAUUACCUUAUGUGAAGAUUCAAAAGCCCAAAAAACAGUAGAUGCUAGGAAGGAAGACAUGUUUUUGCAGGUUGGCAAAGGUAAAAAAACUUCAGACUUGGUCAUGAUUCUUCAGUUUUGUCUGUUUUUUUGUUUUUUGUUUUGGUUGCUCUUUAAUUGAAGAUUGUAAUAUAAAAUGAUGUUAUAGCUGGGGAGUAACUUUGGUUGGAAGUGGUUAAAGCUGUAAAAUUUAGCAUUUUUUUUGGUUAUGUGGCAAUAUUUUUAUUUAUUUACAUGGCUUUCAACUCAAUUUUUGAGA
This is a messenger RNA of Andrographis paniculata, 1312 nucleotides long. Its product is annotated as alkaline ceramidase-like. Gene Ontology annotation, molecular function: hydrolase activity, acting on carbon-nitrogen (but not peptide) bonds, in linear amides. Bases 288 to 1055 code for a protein of 255 amino acids. Gene Ontology annotation, cellular component: membrane. The transcript is spliced from 3 exons. Gene Ontology annotation, biological process: autophagy; defense response to other organism; response to salt stress. Lineage: Eukaryota; Viridiplantae; Streptophyta; Magnoliopsida; Lamiales; Acanthaceae. The record is from RefSeq and is a predicted model, not a curated record.